GUAAAACCCUAAACCAAUCAUUUUUUUAAAAAAAAUAAAAAAUAGGAAACUUGUCUUCCAAACCGUCUACCAGAGCCGCUUGAUCCUUGUCGAUCAAGGAAUUAGGGCCACCGCCUUUAUAACCUCCUCUGCUUCAGUUCCCUUCCCCAAUACCCGUUCCCCUUCCACUCCUCUCCAGGUGGUGGUGGCGGAGCUAACAUGGCCACCACUAAGACCGUUUUCUCCACCGCUGUCUCCAUCGCCGCCUCCGCUGUCCUCGUCCGCACCAUCGCUAACGAUCUCAUCCCCGAUGAGCUGCGGGACUAUCUGUCCACCUCAUUCGCAGCUCUCUUUGCUCGAUUCUCCUCCGUUAUCACCAUCGUCGUCGACGAGUUCGACGGCUUCGUGUCGAACAAGAUGUUCAAGGCUGCUGAGAUCUACGUCGGCGGCCUCAGCCAAGUCGCCUCCUCCACUCGCCGCCUCCGCGUCGGUUGGCCGGAGGACGAAGACUCCGACGCGCUCCGGGUCACGAUGGAGAGCGGCGAGGAAGUGGUCGACGUGCACGAGGGCGUGCGCUACACGUGGCGCCUGGUUCUGCUUCAGCAGAACGCCGCCCUCUCCUCCCGCCGCCGCCAAGGGUUCUACGGGUACGAAGGGGAGGCGGCGCCGCUGCGGCAGGAGCGGUCGUUCGAGGUGAGCUGUCACAAGCGACACAAGGAAGCGUGCCUGAGAUCGUACUUUCCUCACGUGCUGGAGCGGUCGAAGGCGAUGCGGGAAGAGGAGCGGACGCGUAAGCUGUACACGAACGAGUACCUGACUUGGAGAGAGACGACUCUGCGGCACCCGGGGACCUUCGCAACGCUGGCGAUGGAGGAGGAGAUGAAGCGGGCGGUGGUGGAGGAUCUGGAUCGGUUCGUGAGACGGAAGGAGUACUACCGGAAGAUAGGGAGGGCGUGGAAGCGGGGAUACUUGCUUUACGGGCCGCCGGGGACGGGCAAGUCGUCGCUGAUUGCGGCGAUGGCCAACUUUUUGCACUUCGAUGUCUACGAUUUGGGGUUGUCGGAGGUGAACUCCAACUCGGAGUUACGGACGCUGAUGAUGUCGACGACGAACAGGUCGAUACUAGUGGUGGAGGACAUCGACUGCUCCAUGGAGAUGCAGCAGAACAGAGAAGACAGAGCGACGACAACACCCGCAGCCGAGGAGGAUCGAGAAAGGGUGACUCUUUCUGGGCUGUUGAACUUUGUGGACGGGCUAUGGUCGAGCGCCGCCGACGAAAGGAUCAUCGUCUUUACCACCAACUACAAGGAUCGACUGGACCCGGCGUUGCUUCGGCCGGGACGGAUGGACAUGCACAUCCACAUGGGCUAUUGCACGCCCUGCGGCUUCCGAAUCCUGGCUUCGAACUACCAGUCGGUCGAUGAUCACCCGCUCUUCCCCGAGAUCGAAGCGCUGAUCCGGGAGGUGGAGAUCUCACCGGCGGAGGUUGCUGGGGAGCUCAUGAGGAGCGAAGAAGCUGAUGUAGCAUUCCAAGGGCUCAUCAAGCUCCUUCGCACCAAAAAAAGAAAGGAGAAAGCUGAUAAUGCUACUAAAGAAGAAGAAAAAUAAACGAUGCCUGAGGAAAGAAACGUUUCUGGAUUUUGUGGAAUCUGAAGAGAGGUAGUAUGGACGAAUGGCGACCAGACUUGUGGUGUCCGAAGGAUUUAGAAGACGUGGACUCAGAGAUGCGGAAAAGAAGAGGCGGAAGCAAAACAAAAUUAUUCUAUUAAAUUAAUAAGAUCAGAACGAAACUGAUCACAUAGCCACAGAUUAAAACUCAAUUUUCAUAAACAAUUUAAUGUUUUAUUUUGAGCUCCUUCCACGAAUGAAACUUUUGCCUGAGGUCAA
Messenger RNA from Zingiber officinale, 1866 nucleotides. RefSeq names its product AAA-ATPase At3g50940-like. The record is from RefSeq and is a predicted model, not a curated record. Bases 199 to 1587 code for a protein of 462 amino acids. The transcript has 2 exons. Gene Ontology annotation, molecular function: ATP hydrolysis activity; ATP binding. Lineage: Eukaryota; Viridiplantae; Streptophyta; Magnoliopsida; Zingiberales; Zingiberaceae.